GUCGAUGGAGCUGAAGGUGUUUGUGGUUUUUGUGGUGCUGUUGUGUUUUCCUGAUGAUGCCGAAGCGCCGCACAAUUGUGGACAGCGGAGACUAGUCGGACCCCCCAGCCGAUCUCGGAUAAUAGGAGGGAGGGAGGCUUCUGAGGGGGCAUGGCCCUGGCAGGUCAGCAUCCAGCUCCUGUCCACACAUCUCUGUGGAGGGACAAUUCUCAGCUACCACGUGGUGCUCAGUGCUGCACACUGCUUCUACAAAUACCGUACGAUCAGUGCAGACCACUUCAGAGUUUUGGCAGGACUUCAUGUGUUAUCUGCACCCGGAAAACACAGCCAGGUCCACGGCAUCAAGAAAGUCACCAUUCACCAGGACUACGGCGACGACACACAUGAUAGUGAUGUGGCACUGGUGCACCUCAAAUCUCCUUUGGUUUUCUCUGACUACAUCCAACCUGUGUGCAUUCCUCAUAAUGUGAGCCAUGAAAUUAUACUCAGCUUCACCGCUUGUUUCAUCAGCGGAUGGGGGAGCCUGAUUUACAACGGAAGUCCAGUGGACAGACUGCAGGAAGCGGAGGUCGAGCUUAUCGACAGUACAAAAUGUAACCUGAGUACCUGGUAUAACGGCCACAUCACCACAAACAUGAUCUGUGCCGGACUGGAGGUUGGAGGCAUUGACACUUGUCAGGGGGACAGCGGGGGACCCCUGCAGUGCUACAGCGAGGAGAAGCAGAGCUUUUAUCAAGUCGGAGUGACCAGUUUCGGUGAAGAAUGCGGCCUCCCUCUCAGACCAGGGGUGUAUGUUCGAACCAGCAGGUUUUCAGACUGGCUGAACACAAAACUGGAAACAUCUGGGUCUGAACGCAGACAGACUUCAGCUCUGCUGACAGCUGCUGUUUUGCUGCUGCUGCUCUGAAAAAUACACUAUGCUUCACUCUUAAUCACUCAGUCCAGACUGUUUG
Thalassophryne amazonica is the source of this 953-nucleotide messenger RNA. RefSeq names its product acrosin. Lineage: Eukaryota; Metazoa; Chordata; Actinopteri; Batrachoidiformes; Batrachoididae. Bases 5 to 907 code for a protein of 300 amino acids. The transcript is spliced from 5 exons. The record is from RefSeq and is a predicted model, not a curated record. Gene Ontology annotation, molecular function: serine-type endopeptidase activity. Gene Ontology annotation, biological process: proteolysis.